Molecule: messenger RNA, 2627 nt
Organism: Xenopus laevis (African clawed frog)
Lineage: Eukaryota; Metazoa; Chordata; Amphibia; Anura; Pipidae
Gene: fam168a.L
Product: family with sequence similarity 168 member A L homeolog
Source: RefSeq, marked predicted
GGCGGAGGUGACGUCACAGUGACGGUUUGUUUCCCGCCUCCUCAGAGCCGUGACUCCGCCCCAUCGCAUCUCUGAGAGCCUGGAGAGAGUAGACGGAGCCCGCAGCCUGACUCACCGACAUCUCGCGCUAAGUAACGGCACUGACUGACUGACUGACUGAGCUGAGCGGCCCGAGAUCACUCGUCUUCCACAAUGAAUCCUGUGUACAGCCCUGUGCAACCAGGGGCUCCUUAUGGCAACCCGAAAAAUAUGGCCUACGCAGGUUACCCUGCUGGAUACCCUACAGCUGCUCCUGCCUACAACCCAAACAUGUAUGCCACCAGCAGUCAAGGCUAUGCCCCAGCGACCCUUCUGAUGAAACAAGCAUGGCCACAGACUUCCUCCUCCUGUACCAACGAGGGCACCUUUCAUCUCCCUGUGGACACUGGGGCAGAUAACAGAACUUACCAAGCGUCAUCCGCUGCUUUCAGGUACACAGCAGGGACUCCAUACAAGGUCCCCCCUGCCCAGAGUAAUAGCGCACCUCCACCCUACUCCCCUUCCCCAAACCCAUACCAGACUGCCAUGUAUCCAAUCAGAAGUGCCUACCCACAGCAGAACCUGUACGCCCAGGGCGCCUACUAUACACAGCCCGUCUAUGCGGCGCAGCCUCACGUCAUCCACCACACUACAGUGGUCCAACCGAACAGCAUUCCCUCGGCUAUCUACCCAGCACCUGUAGCUGCACCAAGGACUAACGGCGUUGCCAUGGGGAUGGUGGCUGGAACCACAAUGGCUAUGUCAGCAGGUACAUUGCUGACUACACCUCAGCACACCGCUUUAGGAGCACAUGCAGUCUCUGUGCCAACUUACAGAGCUCAAGGAGCCCCCACGUACAGCUACGUACCUCCCCACUGGUAAACUCCCCGGCUUAUCCAUGUCUGGAGUCAAACAUUGUAUGCAAUUGCUCAAGUCUUACAUCGGUGCUGGGGGGGCGACUGUACAUCAGCACCAAAUUUGUUUGCAAGAUCAAAACAAGGAAACACACAAGUGCAAGGGUCACUUUAUUAUUCUUUAGUGUUUUUGUAAAAGCUGCUUUUUACAACCUUACACUUUUUUUUGUUUUUAAAGCAUAUUUUUUAUUUCUCCUGUUCCAUGCUGAUGUUGUUUGCAAUCUCUACGCAUGGAGUUUGCCAGUUCUGUGUUGUCCCUUCCAGCCCUAUAGCAGUGAUUCUCUGAUCUCUGCUUCUCAGUUGUCCUAAAUUUACUUUUUAUUCAUGUUGUUAUUUUUUUUCUGUGAGUUGCGGGAAGCCAGCUCCGAGAUGACACCCAUUUGCAACGCAGAACCUUUUCUUUUACCAUUUGCAUAAUGUUACGGAUUUAGCGGGGUAGCAGGUCACAAAUGGUGUCUUCCAAAUUGCCGGCAAAUGGAACGUGUCAGAAAUAGUAUUAGGAGGAUGUAGUGCAUGCUUUGUCUUUUGGUACAACUUGCAAUCAAUUAAAGGCUGCUACACUGCUCAGAGAGGUUCUGAAGCAUCCACAAAUUCUGUCGCUGGUUUCUGUAAAAGCACAAUUCACCUGUGAGUGAGGUGUCCUGAUCCGAUUACCUUCCAGCUCUUUAUAGGUAGGUCCUUCCACCGCUAACACUCCAGUCUCUCCAUUAGAAUUGCAGGAGAUCCUCAGGGAUCGUUAUUGGGCUGUGAAGUCCACAGUCAUAUCUACACUAUAUACACUACUUUGCGACCAUGUAAAUAUAUAGGGAAUAAUGGAACCCCCUGUCAGAAUCAUUAAGGAGUUCCGCUUAGCUUGUAGGACAAGUUUUUCUAUGCAGGCCAUGGAACUCCAAGGUGCAUAAUUGACAGGGGGUACAUUAUUUUUGUAUAAUACAAGUACUGGUGAGAAACGGGGCUCAGGUUACGUCACAAUCCCAAGCCCCAUUUAUAAUGAUAUAAUAUACAGGAUAUUCAUGAUUCUUGUGUGUUGUAUAAGCGUAUGUUACACACGGAGUAACCUUUGUAUUACACGGCUGAUUACAGAGGCAUAUCUUUUAUUAAAGGGACACUAUCUUCCUUUUAGUAGUAGGACCCUAAUGGCUGCCUCGCAGAAUAUGGGGCAGGAUUAGUGGUCCUAUUAUUAAAAAUAUAACAAAUAUAAUUGCUUUACGUCCCAGGGUGGUGUUAAAGGGGAACACUAUCAUUGAAUGCAGUCAUGUAUUUUAUUCUGCUGCUCCAGGGUCCAGUCUUUAUUUAAAGAAUAAAUCAUUUGACUGCAGGGAUACCUGUGUAAUAAGAGAACAAAGGGAUUCCAGACCACUGACUUUUUCUGGAGUGACAGUGAACUGGAAUCAGAUGACUGGAAGAAAGUAGACCGAAAAAACAGCUUCCCCCCCCCAAUUGUUACUCUCAAUGGCCCAAUCACGUGCAUUGUUCUGGUGCUAGUGUCCCUUUAAUAAAGGGUUCUCUGUUUAAUCCUUUCUUUUUAUAUAUGAAGAAAUUUGAUUUUACUGCAUUUUCCUCUAUAAAAAAAAGAAAUAAUUUCUGAUACUUAAAACAAAGAUAGCUGGCUUCUUAGUCUUAUUUUAAAGGUUUUUUUUGCUGUUGGUAUAAUCAUAAACUUUUUUUUUUUAAUCAACAGCAAAAACUAUGGUG